Messenger RNA from Lolium perenne, 1936 nucleotides. RefSeq names its product ATP-dependent zinc metalloprotease FTSH 5, mitochondrial-like. Lineage: Eukaryota; Viridiplantae; Streptophyta; Magnoliopsida; Poales; Poaceae. Gene Ontology annotation, cellular component: chloroplast. Gene Ontology annotation, biological process: proteolysis; protein import into chloroplast stroma. Gene Ontology annotation, molecular function: ATP binding; ATP-dependent peptidase activity; ATP hydrolysis activity. The record is from RefSeq and is a predicted model, not a curated record.
AUGGCCACGCACUGCGCCCGCCACCGCCUCCGGCUGGAACCGCCGCCGUUACGCCCUGCCGCCACCGCCGGACCGAGCGCCUCAAGCCCCGAGGAGCACCGCCGCAAGCCAAGCCUGCCCCGCGCAGACCCCUUCGCGCGCGGUGUGGAGUUUCAGACAGAGAACAACGACGAUAUCUUCAGAGACAGAGAGGUUCUUGGUGCGGCUGCAAGGCACCUUGCAAAGCCUGGAUCGGCACCGGCGGCAUCUCUUCCUUCUUUCAGGGUAACUGCUGCAAAAACUACCAGUGCAGGCAGUCUGUUUUCUAUAAGAUUUAACAGCAAUGGUCCAGAAAGGGUUGUACAUGACUACCAAAAGAGUUAUCCAUUGUUUUCUUCAGAUCUCUCCAAUUACGUGAAAGCCCUCAUCAGAAUUGAAUUGCGACCCCCAGGAGCACAUGCUAAUUCAGCCACAAAUUCAACAAGUUCAAAUGAUGUCAAGAGGGUUGACGGAAAAAGUUGUACAUUCGAUGCUGUGAACGACGUGUCGAUGAAUUCAACCACAAAAUUCAGUGAUGUGAAGGGAGUAGACGAAGCCAAAGCUGAGCUCGAGGAUAUAGUUCACUACCUAAGAGAUCCCAUGCAUUUCACGCGUCUUGGUGGCAAGAUACCAAAGGGUGUUCUGCUUGCUGGCUCACCUGGUACAGGUAAGACCAUGUUGGCAAGGGCUGUGGCAGGGGAAGCGGGCGUCCCAUUCUUCACGUGCAGCGGCAGCGAUUUUGAGGGGAAGUAUAUAGGCGAUGGGGCUAAAAGAGUGAGGGAACUCUUCGGUGCAGCAAAGAAGCAAUCCCCUUGCAUAGUAUUCAUCGAUGAGGUUGACUCCGUUGCUGGGCGUAGAAACUCAGAAGAUGCAACAUGGCAGAGGCAGACACUGAACCAGCUGCUUUCUGAGAUGGAUGGCUUCAAGCAGAAUGACGGGAUCAUCAUUCUUGCGGCGACCAACUUCCCCCAGUCGCUAGAUACAGCUAUCGUUAGACCUGGUCGUUUUGACCGUCAUAUUCAAGUUCCUAAUCCAGAUGUGGAGGGCCGGCGGCAGAUCUUGGAGGCUUGUAUGUCAAGGGUCAAAGCCCAGGGUGUGGACAUGAUGAUCCUUGCGAGAGGAACACCGGGAUUUUCAGGUGCAGACCUUACAAACUUAGUGAACGUGGCUGCUCUGAAGGCUGCCAAAGAUGGGGCUGAAGCUGUUAUGAUGGAUCACAUUGAAUACGCCAAGGACAGAAUCUUGAUGGGCAGCGAGCGCAAAUCGGCGGUGAUACCUGAUAACGUCAGGAAGAUGACUGCGUACCACGAGGGAGGGCGUGCCCUUGUUGCUAUCCACACCGAUGGUGCUCGCCCUAUCCACAAGGCUACCAUUAUCCCGAGGGGAAACUCACUUGGCAUGGUGACGCAGCUGCCAGAUGAAGAAGAUACGUAUAAUGUCUCAAGGAAGAAGAUGCUGGCGGAAUUGGAUAUCCGCAUGGGAGGCAGGGUGGCCGAGGAGAUUAUAUUUGGAGCAGGCGAGGUGACCCUUGGCGCCUUGUCUGAUCUGAGCGAGGCAACUCAUCUGGCGACCGACAUGGUCACCAAGUAUGGCCUUGUUUUCUAUGGUGAUGGUGCCGGUGGGAAGAAGGCCACCCUGAGCGGGCAAAUGGUAGCCCAGGUCGAUGAUGAAGUGAAUAAUUUACUUGACAAAGCUUAUAAGAACGCAAGAAACAUUGUCACGGCGCAUAGUCAGGAGCUUCAUGUGCUAGCGGACGCGCUCCUUGAUCAUGGAACUCUCACUGGAGAUCAGAUCAUGCAGCUAGUUCACCAAGUAAAUAAAUGGUUCUAGCAAUAGUUAGCAGAAUUAGGAAACACCGUCCGCCCUAAGAUUUCACUUCUUUUGUAAAGAGAUGUACGGUCUCAGUUUCACUGACUUC